This is a messenger RNA of Ipomoea nil (Japanese morning glory), 839 nucleotides long. Its product is annotated as outer envelope pore protein 21B, chloroplastic-like. The record is from RefSeq and is a predicted model, not a curated record. The transcript is spliced from 5 exons. Gene Ontology annotation, biological process: regulation of monoatomic anion transport. Bases 170 to 673 code for a protein of 167 amino acids. Gene Ontology annotation, molecular function: voltage-gated monoatomic anion channel activity. Lineage: Eukaryota; Viridiplantae; Streptophyta; Magnoliopsida; Solanales; Convolvulaceae.
AAACGUGCUUUAUUGGUGCCAGUGAAGGAGACAGGGAGAAGAGGGGGGAGUUUCUGAGAGCGUAUUAUCCUACUGUUUCCCUCUUACUAUCCGCCAUUUUUAGGGCUUAUCUAAACCUUCAUCUCUCCCAAGAAGAGCAAAAUCGCUCGCGGAAAUAUUAUCUGCAGAAAUGGAGACCUCGCUUAGGUACGACGGAGAUUCCAAGGCGCUGAAACUUCAUGCCAAGGAGAAACUCCCUCUCGACUCCUUCACUCAUUUGCAGCUUCAUGGGGAGCUAGACACAACGACCGGAGCUCCGAGUCACUUAAGUGCAAUGAUAAGACACUUUUAUCAAAAUAUAUCUUCAACACUUGGUGUUGGUUUGCAAUAUGAUAGGAAGGAGAAGCUUCGAUACACUGUACGUGGAAAAAAAUCUUUUUGUAUCAGCCGUGAUAGGCACUCUAACUUUCAAAUCAAGGGGAGAUGUGAUGUAGAUCAAGAAUUUCAACAGAGGAAAUCAAGUGGGGCAGCUGAGUUUGUCUGGGACAUCUUGAACUUUAAUAAAGACCAAGACCUAAGAAUCAAAAUUGGCUACGAAGCCUUUGAGAAGGUUCCAUAUGUGCAGAUUAGAGAAAACAACUGGACAUUAAAUGCUGACCUUUCAGGUAGAUGGAACGUCAGGUUUACCUAUUGAGUUGCAGUCGAAAUGAGAUAUCCCAGUUGCAGAAAAUUGACAGUAAAUUGUGAGAGAUACAUAUAAGGUCCAUUAUUUCAGUGAUUAUGCAUGUACAUCAGAGUUCGGAUGGUUUUUGACUCCAUGGUUUUAUUGUAUUUUAAGAAACAAUACUUCAGUUCUUACU